This is a messenger RNA of Pristis pectinata (smalltooth sawfish), 4346 nucleotides long. It is a transcript of the gene slc9a8, whose product is annotated as solute carrier family 9 member 8. The record is from RefSeq and is a predicted model, not a curated record. Gene Ontology annotation, molecular function: sodium:proton antiporter activity. Lineage: Eukaryota; Metazoa; Chordata; Chondrichthyes; Rhinopristiformes; Pristidae. Bases 97 to 2043 code for a protein of 648 amino acids. Gene Ontology annotation, cellular component: membrane; Golgi apparatus. The transcript has 16 exons. Gene Ontology annotation, biological process: proton transmembrane transport; sodium ion transport; regulation of pH.
GCUACGAAGCCGGAAGUGAGGGGUUUGUGCGGCAGCGGUGCCUGGUUCAAGGCGGGGGAGUGAAGUUUCCUUCGUCAGUGAAGGCGGGUGGGGGGGAUGUCGGCCGGUGUUUUCAUGGGGAGAUCGUGCGCUAACGUUGUGGCGCUCACCCUGCUGCUGACGUGUCGCUGUAUCCUUUGCCAAGCGCCCCCGCUGGAUGAGAAGGCGGCCGAGGCCGGGCCGCCUGCUCAGCCGCAGCCGGUCCCCGUGGUGGGUGCUGACGGCGGCAGGUCUCCAGGUGAUGGAGGUAAAGCAUCGGAGGGAGAGCCAGACAGGUUGUCAAAUAAUACUGUGGACCAAAAUGGUACAUUGCAAGCCAUCUCCAUCCCCAUCAGCACAGUUGCUACUCUAAUACCAGUUCCAGAAACUCCACCAAAACUGAUAUUACCACUGCAGACUGGGGCUGAAGCACAACAAGAAGAACAAUCAAGUGGAAUGACUAUUUUCUUCAGUCUGCUUAUAUUAGCUAUCUGCAUCAUAUUGGUGCGCCUGUUAAUCAAAUAUAAACUGCAUUUUCUUCCAGAAAGUGUUGCAGUUGUGUCUUUAGGAAUUUUAAUGGGUGCUGUGAUUAAAAUUAUAGAAUCGCAACAUUGGGCUAACUGGAAGGAGGAAGAAAUGUUUCGACCAAACAUGUUCUUUCUUUUGUUACUUCCACCCAUUAUAUUUGAAUCUGGGUACUCAUUACAUAAGGGAAAUUUCUUCCAGAAUAUUGGAUCCAUUACUCUCUUUGCUGUAUUUGGCACUGCAAUUUCAGCUUUCAUUGUAGGUGGUGGAGUGUACUUCCUUGGUAAGGCUGAGGUUAUCUAUAAACUCACAGUGACAGACAGUUUUGCAUUUGGCUCUCUAAUCUCUGCUGUUGACCCAGUGGCAACAAUUGCCAUUUUUAAUGCUCUGAAUGUGGAUCCUGUUCUGAACAUGUUGGUAUUUGGAGAGAGCAUUCUUAACGAUGCAGUUUCUAUAGUCCUCACCAACACAGCUGAAGGCUUAGCCAGAGAGAAUGCAACUGAUGUGAGUGGAUGGCAAACAUUCCUACAGGCACUGGGCUACUUCCUCAAGAUGUUUUUUGGAUCUGCAGCACUUGGAACACUCACCGGUCUCAUUUCUGCUUUGCUGCUAAAGCACAUUGACCUCAGAAAGACACCAUCACUUGAAUUUGGAAUGAUGAUAAUCUUCGCCUAUCUUCCUUAUGGCCUUGCAGAAGGCAUAAAGCUAUCUGGAAUCAUGGCUAUUCUGUUUUCUGGCAUAGUGAUGUCACAUUAUGCUCACCAUAAUCUUUCCCCAGUUACUCAAAUCCUUAUGCAGCAGACGUUACGAACGGUUGCUUUUAUGUGUGAAACUUGUGUGUUUGCUUAUAUUGGGCUGGCAAUAUUCAGCUUUCCUCAUAAGUUUGAGAUCUCCUUUGUUAUCUGGUGCAUUGUUCUUGUCUUAUUUGGCAGAGCAGUGAAUAUAUUUCCCCUCUCCUACCUUCUGAACUUCUUUCGAGAUCAUAAAAUUACUCCUAAAAUGAUGUUUGUUAUGUGGUUUAGUGGUCUCCGUGGUGCCAUUCCUUACGCUUUGAGUCUACAUUUGGAGAUGGAGCCGAUAGCGAAGCGCCAGCUUAUUGGAACAACCACCAUAAUCAUUGUGCUUUUCACGAUUCUGGUUUUGGGUGGGGGUACAAUGCCUCUGAUCAGACUGAUGGACAUUGAGGAUCCCAAAACCCGUCGAAGAAAUAAGAAAGAUAUUACACUCAGCAAAACUGAGAAAAUGGGCAACACUGUUGAAUCUGAGCACUUAUCAGAACUAACAGAGGAGGAGUAUGAAGCACAGUACAUCAAACGGCAAGAUCUUAAAGGCUUCAUGUGGUUGGAUGCUAAAUAUUUAAACCCUUUCUUUACACGAAGACUUACUCCUGAGGACCUACAUCAUGGGAGAAUACAGAUGAAAACAUUAACCAACAAAUGGUAUGAAGAAGUGCGUCAGGGACCGUCAGGUUCUGAAGAUGAUGAGCAAGAUCUGCUUUAGCAUUUGGAUUACUGCAGAUGUUGCAUCACAGCAUUAAGUUUAAUGAAGAUUCAGUUCAAGGACGAGCACCAGUUAGACUCAAUUCCACAGCAAUGCAUUCUGAGGUUCUUAAGGUGCACCUUGUGCACUUGUGGGAUGUUCCAGUAUUUAAAAAGAAAAUAAGAUAUGGGUGUGCUUGUUUCUUGAAAAUAUUUUGCAUGUUCAGAUUAUUAUGAAGGUGGACAAUUGACCCUAACCGAAGGAGUAUCUAUCUUUUUUAAAUUGGAUAUAACUGAAUGUAUCACACUAGUUAAUGCACUUUACUUUCUUGUAAAUAAGAUCACAGUUUUAUAUUCUAUCCACUUUUUUCUGAUGAUUAUAGAGAUUUACACUCGCCAUAGAUCUAUUGUGUAACUACUGGAAAGGAAUUCCCUCUCUCUGAAUGUGAGAUAUCCUGGUGGUUUACCUUGUAAUUUAUUUGAAGACUUUACCUGCAUCGGUUAUUUGACAUGAAUUAGAGUUCUAAGUAAACUUGAAUUCUCAUUGGGUCCAAAGUUAUUCUAGAUUUUGCUAGUUUAUUGAAUCAUCAGAUUCUCUACAGAACAUCGUUUCAUAUAAAACCUGGCACAGAUUGGAAGAGCCAAACAAUGUUCUAAUUUCAUAUAAAUUUCAGUUUGAAAUUGGAGCUAAUUUUAAAGUCAUGGGUGUGUGAUAAUUUCUGUACUUGGUCAAUUUCUCAAAUGUUAUGAAGUGGAGAGAGAAAUGCAUUUAAAACAAAUUGCUUUUAGAAAGUGAAUUCUUAUUAAGCAAAAGUAGUUUUUAAACAUGGCAUUGCAGAUUUAAGUUCACAAUUUGGUUAUACACAUUCUAGCCUGCAAAUUUACCUGACCAAAUAUCCAUUAAACUAUUUUACCUCCAUCUGUUUUAAUUUGAGAACAAUCCAACCUUUGUGCCUUUUUAAAGGAACAUAGCAACACCUUAGCAAAAUGAUAUACCACGUAGUGCAUGUUUAACAAUCCUGUAUUUAUAUAAUGGUAUAUUGGUUGACUCAGCCUGAAUAAUCCCAUGGGAAACCUGUUUUCAAAUGUUUGCUACUCCAACUGUGUGUCUAUUGCAGUCUAAAAUAUUACAUUAAGGAUAUGACAAUGCUUUUUGAUAAAUAAAGUAAGUGAAAAAGGCACACCUUUUUGUUAUGGAUUCUAACCUGGAGCAUUAUAUUUAUGAGCAGUUCUAAUUUCUGAUCUCAAGUUUCCAUGCAAGUGAAUUUACUAGGAUCUGCCUUUUUAAAGUACACCUUAACUGGUCAGUACAUAUUAGAAACUAAAACUGGCAUCAUGCUCAAGAAAAAGAAUGACCUGUAACCAUUGCCACAGGGAACCAUACAUAUAUCCAUAAGUAUGAAAAUUGCCUGAUUAAUAUGGAAUAAAAAUCUGGUAGUCUUCAAAUGUUCACAGUAUUGGACUAAAAUUUUCAAAAAUCUUCAAGCCUUUUUUCUACCAAGUUCUAGGAUCAUGGUCCAUUUAAAAGAAAAUUCAAUAUUCUCCAAUUGUUUAUUAAAUCAUUCCCUGAAAGAGCUCAGAUUCUUCAACAUAAAAAUGUUAAUCAGAUAUUGUGAUAUAUAUCACCCUUUUGUUUUUAAAAUAUGGGUUAAUUGGUUUCUAAUACAGGAUCUUGUACAAUAAAAUUUUAACUUCCUGGUAAAGCAAACUCAGUUCAUUUUUGCAUCCGUGCAAAAACUGGAAAAUCUGCCAGUUCCUCACACUAGAUCUUUCCAAAACUGUACAUCUUGUAAUAUUCUUGAUUCAAUGAGAAAUACAACUUCUCUUUCUCUACUUUCCUAGUGUUUUAUUGAGUAUUUCUAGCUAUAGCACCAGUUGCUGGGCAACUUUAUCAGAUUUUGUAUUGCAUAUUGAUUCAAUGAUACCUGUUCAAGUCCUGUUAAACAGUCACCCCUUGACUUGCUCUUUCACAGAAAUAUUGAACUUGUUACAUCCUUUAGUCUUUUACUUUCUUUAAAACAUGAAGCAUCUUUUAAUAACUGACUUUGAUAUGGGUUUACAAUUUUUAAACACUGUCACAUGGGCAGAUAAUUAUUCAAGAAGGUAAUUAUGCAAGGAAAAUAGGGAGGGGAUGGCUUAUGAGAAUUAGAUAAAAUUUUCAGCUUUUUAGUCUGUUUCUGCACAAAUUGAACUCAAAUAUCUGACGAAGUUUACUUGUGAAAUUGCCAUAUUGAAUAACAAUUUAUUCCCAUAAUUGGGACAGAAUAAUUGUCUGAUGUGAAUAAAUUUGUUUUUUAUAUGCUGGUUGCAUUUCUAAUUUUCAAA